Messenger RNA from Branchiostoma belcheri (Belcher's lancelet), 1176 nucleotides. RefSeq names its product leucine-rich repeat-containing protein 24-like. Lineage: Eukaryota; Metazoa; Chordata; Leptocardii; Amphioxiformes; Branchiostomatidae. Bases 119 to 916 code for a protein of 265 amino acids. The record is from RefSeq and is a predicted model, not a curated record. Gene Ontology annotation, molecular function: protein binding. The transcript has 2 exons.
AGCAGAAGCAGCGCAUGUGUGGGCAGGAAAAAUUCACCACUACUGAAUAAUAAGAAAUCUAACGGAUUUUCAACAGAUAAAAAGAUCAAACAUUGAAAUCACCAACAAAACGCCAGCCAUGGUACUACGAGAGAUUUUCUUCCUGUCGAUGGCCCUGACGGCUGUUACUGUGCGCGCCUGCCCGUCUGCCUGUAAGUGUACGGUGUCUUUGUACGGGGAGAUGGUCGUGGCCUGUGGCGGGCUGGGACUCACUGAAAUCCCCGAGGACAUUCCUCGUCGUGCCGUCUACCUCAUCCUUAAAGACAACAACAUCACUAAAGUCAACUCCUACAGCUUCAAGGGACUCAGGAACCUACAAGGAAUCGACUUGAGCAACAAUAAGAUCAACCACAUUUCCUCAGCAGCGCUAAGACAUCAAGGACAUCUUGAUGAUCUUGACCUGUCAAUGAACAAAUUGACAAGCGUGUCUCCGAAGCUUUUCGACUUCCCGAUAUCUUCAGCUAAGAGUCAGGGACGGCGUUUCUUCGUCUACUUGGCGAACAACCCUUGGGGCUGUGACUGUCGCAUGGCCUGGUUGGCUGAGAAACUAGCGGAAGGGUCCAAAACGUUCGGGGACAGGCACGUGGAGUGCGCCACGCCGGCUGAGCUCGCCGGGCGAAGUCUGUCCGACGUCCCGCCGGCUUCCUUCGUGUGCUCCGGUCGCGCGGUCAGUCCUAACGGCGAGGACGUCAUCGUGACGCCGGGAGAACCGACCGCCUUUCCGAUAGCGUACAAAGUCGCCGUGGUGUUCGGGUGCAUUACCGGGCUUGUGACGAUACUACUGUUAGUUCUAACGGCCAUGUUGUACCAGAAGAGAAGAAUUAGGCUAGGGAGCAAGUAUGAACUGAGGUGGAACAAGCAUCCAGAGUUUGUGUGAUCACAAAAACUUUCCACUUGAUGACUCAUCUUGUGAACAAAACAACAAUACUUCACCUACCCUAUGAAUCAAUGUAAUUGAUGCUGCAAUAGGGUUAUAUGAUACCUCAAUGUAUACAAUAUUUAUUCCUUGACAUCUAUUUUUAAUGUGCAAGUUUUGAAUUUGUGGCUUUUAAGAAGCAUGUUUUGACUUUAAUGUGUUCUAUGUAAAUAAGUCCAAGAUAUUUAGCUGUGAUUUGAAUAAAGACAAAAGUACAUUGU